AUUGUGUAUUGCAUCUAAUUCAAUAAUAAUUAUUUUUAUCGUUCCAUUAAUAAUAUUUUGAGGAUCAUUUUUUAAUGUUCAACUAUGUUUAGUUUCUCCUGUUUAACUCUGAGAAGACUGCAUGUAAAAUCGCUGAAGUUACUUCAUCGCAAGAAACAUCUUACUUUCUCAGAAAAUACCCUAAUUUUAGGAAUAGAAACAUCAUGCGAUGAUACCGGUUGUGCCAUCGUCAGUGGUGCUGGUAACAUAUUAGGAGAAACAUUAUAUUCUCAAAACGUAAGGCAUCUAAAAUAUGGAGGAAUAAAUCCUACAAUUGCUCAUGAACUACAUCGUGAUAACAUUAGAAAGGCGGUUAACGAAGCACUAGAUGCGGCAUCUAAGCGUAUGGAUAACAUAGAUGCUAUAGCAGUUACAGUCAAACCUGGGUUAGUGAACAGCCUCGAGGUGGGAGUCAGAUAUGCAAAACACUUGUCAAGAUUGCAUAAUAAACCAUUAAUACCUAUACAUCACAUGGAAGCACAUGCACUUGUGGCUAGAAUGUACCAUAACAUACCUUUCCCCUUCUUAGCCUUGUUAAUAUCAGGCGGCAAUAGCCUUCUAGCAGCUUUCAGAGAUGUUGAUGAUGUACUCUUGCUUGGUGACACUCUAGAUAAUUCACCAGGAGAAAUAAUGGAUAAGGUUGCUCGCCGUAUGAAACUCAGGAACAUCCCAGACUACUCACAAGUUGCUGGUGGAAGAGCAAUUGAGCUAGCAGCAAAGAAGGCUGAUAAGCCUGAUAUGUUUGAGUUUCCAUUGCCAUUGGUGAAACUUAGAGAUUGUAGUUUUAGUUUCAGUGGCUUAAAGGAUUUUGUUGAAAGAAAGUUAAAGGAGAAUGAAUUAGAGCACAGGAUAAUAGGUGAUAGACUUAUUCCAGAAAUAAACAAUUUAUGUGCAGGUUUUUUGCAUGGUGUAGCAGAGCAUAUAGCACACAGAACAGAAAGGGCUGCCGCAUUUUGUGAAGCUAACAAAAUUAUAACUUCUAACAAGAGCAUUGUAGUUUCUGGUGGAGUUGCUUGUAAUGAUUACAUAUUCAAUUCUAUUAAGGUUAUAGGAGAUAAAAGAGGGUAUCAAGUUUAUCGGCCACCACCCCGAGUAUGUACGGACAAUGGUGUAAUGAUAGCCUGGAAUGGAAUAGAGAAGCUGAAAUCAAAGAAUGAGUGUGUUAUAUUGAAUUCUGAUGUUACUGUCGAUCCUUAUGCAACACUUGGAAAGGAUAUCAUAAAUGAUGUUAAAGCUGCUGAUAUACAAGUAAGAGUUACAAGAAUAAGAAAAAAAAUGUCCUCAACAUAACUAUAUAAAUGUUGGACACAGGAAUAAAAUAUUAGUGGAAUUGGCUAGUACUUCAAGUACUUUCAGAGUCCACUCAAUAGGAAUUAAUGACUACUCAAAAAUAUUAUACAUGUAAAAUCGGGUAACUCACGUAAAAUCUCACGUAGUCUGCGUCAGGAUACCAUCAGCAUCGCGCAUGCUCAAUGAAAAUGCUCCUCGUUACGGAGCGAAACAUGUCGAGCGACCUUUGACAAUUUUACGUGAGUUACUCGAUUUUACAUGUUUAAUAUUUUUGAGUAGUCAUUAAUUAAUUACAUUAUGUAUGUGUAUCAUGUUACUGUACCAUAUAUGUUAAGAAAUAAAUAAA
Molecule: messenger RNA, 1675 nt
Organism: Leguminivora glycinivorella
Lineage: Eukaryota; Metazoa; Arthropoda; Insecta; Lepidoptera; Tortricidae
Product: probable tRNA N6-adenosine threonylcarbamoyltransferase, mitochondrial
Exons: 1
Coding region: 85-1329 (414 amino acids)
Biological process (GO): tRNA threonylcarbamoyladenosine modification
Cellular component (GO): mitochondrion
Source: RefSeq, a predicted model, not a curated record